CGUUGUAUGGCACGUGCUAGAAGUGAGUCACGGGUAGACGCCGUGCACCGUCGGUCGACGGAAACGAAUAACAUAAACACGAAAAAUUAUUCCCGGUAAAAAAAAAAAAAAUAAAAAAACUAUUAAUCAUAAUAUAGCUAGAAAAAUUCUGUUCGCCCGCUAUUUCCACCGCGACUCGUAACCAACGGCUGCCCGUGAUCAUGAUCGUUUUUCGCGCAAAGAAAAAACUGUAAACGACUAUACAGUUGGCCGCAGACAAGAUGAUCAUUCUGAAGCCGGCGUGGAUAUCUCACAAUGGCAUGCCGAUAUUUUCGAUCGAUAUCCAUCCGGACGGUACUCGGCUGGCCACCGGUGGCCAGGGCCGGGACUCCGGGUUGGUCAUGGUAUGGAACACGGCCGCUAUGCUCGACGAGAAUAGUGAAAACGACGAGAACGUACCGAAAAUCCUGUGUCAAGUGGAUAGCCAUUUGGCGUGCGUCAAUUGCGUCCGAUGGAGCAACUCUGGCAAGUAUUUGGCGUCUGGUGGCGAUGACAAAAUCAUCAUGAUAUGGUCAUUGAGCAAAUAUCCCAAUAGUGGAAACAUUGUUUUCGGCACCAAGAACAUUGUGAACAUUGAAACGUGGAAAUGUAUGUUUACCUUGCGUUCACAUUCUGGUGAUAUACUUGAUUUAGCUUGGUCUCCUCGUGACUCAUAUUUAGCAUCAUGUUCUGUGGACAAUACAAUAAUCAUAUGGAAUGCUCAAAAAUUUCCAACUGUACAUAAAGUUUUGUCCGGCCACACUGGUCUAGUAAAAGGAGUUUCUUGGGAUCCAGUUGGAAAAUAUCUUUCUUCGCAGUCUGAUGAUAAAUCUUUAAGAAUAUGGAGAACAUCUGAUUGGCAAACAGAUACUAUUGUCACAACGCCUUUCAAGGACUGUGGUGGUAAUACGGCUGUACUACGACAUAGUUGGUCUCCAGAUGGUCAGUAUUUAGUAUCUGCUCAUGCCAUGAACAACACUGGUCCUGUUGCUAAAGUAAUUGAAAGAGAUGGUUGGACCUAUGAAAAAGAUUAUGUUGGGCAUAGAAAAGCCAUAAAUUGUGUAAGAUUUAGUAGUUCAAUGAUAGAACGUAAAAUCAGUAAAAAGACUCAUUAUAUGAGCUUAUGUGCUGUAGGUUCAAGGGAUUCUAACGUAUCGGUUUGGAUAACAGCUUUAAAAAGACCUGUUGUUGUUCUUGAAAACUUGUUUCAAGGUCCUGUACUGGAUUUAUCUUGGUCAAAAAAUGGAUUAAACUUGUACGCAUGUUCAUUUGAUGGAUCUAUAGCAAUUUUAAUAUUUGAUGAAAAAGAUAUUGGAAAAGCACUUUCUGAUCAAGAAAAAAGUACUAUUUUUAAAAAACUGUAUGGUAUAUCUCAUUUAGAACGUCAAAACACUUUGCUCAUUGAAAACCCAGCAAUACUAAAAAUGAAUGGUGCGCAACCAUUUAAAAUUCAAAAGGUUGAGAAUCAAAAAGAUGUCAAACAACCAUCUAAAAAUUUAACUAAACCUGUUCCUCCAAUUUUGAAAAAACAAAUUGAAACUCGUACAUCUGAUGGACGUAGACGUAUUACACCCAUUUUUAUACCACCAACACCUGACAAUGCAGAGGAAAUGAAUGUUUUACCAUUCUCAUCAUCAUGUGAAAGUAAAAGUCAGGUAGUUGUUGAACGAGUAAACAAUAUUAUUGAACCUAACAUAAGCAAUAGUUGCAGCAAUUUUAGUCAAGAAUCUCAAAACCCAACGAUAAUUGAUUCAACAAUACCAAGGAGUACUCCUUCAUCUGUUUUUCAAACAUCUCCUAAUAAAGUAGAAUCUAAAAAAAGACCAGAACCUGUUUCAUUAAUAUCAAAUUUGUUUUCUACUAAAAAAAUUAAAUUCAGUAAUGUAGAAGAUGAUGAACUUUCAACAGAUGUUAAACAUAAUUUUUCACAAAGCACGCCUCAAAAACGAAAAUUUACCAUAUCAAAUCAGUACACAGAUAGAGUUGUAGUAGAAAAUGAUACAUUUAGUACAAUAAAUGGGCCUAUUUCUAAAAUUAAAGUGUAUUCCAACAACGUAGUUGCUUGGGAGAAAGUUUUUAGCUCUAGUGUAAUAAAAUAUUGUUCUAACAAAAGUUUAUCGUUAAUAAUUGUAGCAUUAAGUAAUUGUACUAUACAUGUGAUAGGGUCCAAAAAUGGUUCACUUAUAUGUCCACCAUAUGUACUAUCAGCACCAGUAACGUCUAUUAGUUCCAAUAAUAACUACUUACUAUGUAUGACACAACAUUCUCUUUCUGUGUGGGACAUUGAUAAACAAGAAUGUAUUUUACAUGAAGAAAAACUCAAUACUUUAAUUUGUUCUAAUAAAAAUAAGCCAAUCAAUGUGCAAAAGUGUAUGUUGACUGAAAACGGAACAUCAAUAAUUACAUUAACAACUGGCAAAUCAUAUAUGUUUUCUAUGAGAGCAAAAUGUUGGAUGAUGAUUGGUGAUAGUGGAGAUGCAAUUUAUUCAAACUCGUCACAAAAAAAUAAACACAUCGGUUUGAAUAAAACUAGUGAAAAGUAUCCAUUAAGUGUCAUGCAAGCAUAUUCUUCCAAAUAUAAAUCAAACUUAGAUUUUAAAGACACUGGUGGAAUAAGUGAAUUGUGUUCAAAAUCGUUUCUGGAACAACAAAUGUCAGCAGCUUUAGCUUUAGAAUCUGAUAAAGAAUAUAAAUAUUGGCUAAUGGCCUAUGUUUCUUUUUUAACUGAAAGGGAAGAUAGUGAACAAUUAAGAUAUUUAUGUCAAGAUUUAUUGGGAGUUUCACAUGGCUAUUCGAAUCAUAAAAAAGUUGAAACUAUAAUAGGUAUGUCGAAACAUGAACUCUUAAAGGAAGUAUUAGUAAUUGUUGCCGGUUCAAGAAGCACUCAAAGAUUAUUUACAGAGUUUCACGACCAAUUGCAGCAAAUUUCUCAUUAGUAACGACUGAUUUAAGAUAAUAUAAUAAAUUAUAAAUUAUUUAUGUAAAUAAAAUAUCAAUUAAUUUUAAUUGAAAAGUGU
This is a messenger RNA of Sipha flava (yellow sugarcane aphid), 3035 nucleotides long. RefSeq names its product protein HIRA homolog (gene Hira). Bases 261 to 2954 code for a protein of 897 amino acids. The transcript is spliced from 2 exons. The record is from RefSeq and is a predicted model, not a curated record. NCBI's taxonomy places the organism in Eukaryota, Metazoa, Arthropoda, Insecta, Hemiptera, Aphididae. Gene Ontology annotation, molecular function: protein binding; nucleosome binding. Gene Ontology annotation, cellular component: nucleus; HIR complex. Gene Ontology annotation, biological process: DNA-templated transcription; regulation of DNA-templated transcription; chromatin remodeling.